Elephantulus edwardii (Cape elephant shrew) is the source of this 1827-nucleotide messenger RNA. RefSeq names its product WD repeat domain 76 (gene WDR76). Gene Ontology annotation, molecular function: DNA binding; protein binding. Gene Ontology annotation, biological process: regulation of DNA damage checkpoint. Gene Ontology annotation, cellular component: nucleus. The record is from RefSeq and is a predicted model, not a curated record. The coding region runs from base 1 to 1827 and encodes 608 amino acids. The transcript is spliced from 13 exons. NCBI's taxonomy places the organism in Eukaryota, Metazoa, Chordata, Mammalia, Macroscelidea, Macroscelididae.
AUGUCUCGUGCUACAACCAAGAAGUUGGGUUCCUGGAAGCGACCCCAGGUGAUGGUGAAUGAAGGUAAAGAAAAUCAAAAUUUCCCUUAUGUGUCUCUGAAACCAAUACCAAAGGUAGUUUUAGAAAAAGUGCUUAAGGUUCACCUUGCUGCCUUUCCACCCAAUGAUGAAGAGUUAGACCAAGGGGCAUUGUGUGUGAAGACUGAAAUAAAUACAGUUUACAGAGGGAUUUUAACUACAAAAAUGGAAGCUACAUCUUCCAGGGCAGAAUCUACUCUCCACAAAACAUCCUUAGAUGCUCAUCCUGAAAAUAAUAUGCCCCAACACAAGAGCACUUCAGAUACAGUGAAUCUCAGUGUUGAUACAGAAAGCAGUCAGGAUGGUGACAGUGAUGAAGAUAACAUGCCAGGCCUGGAAGAUUUUCCAGAAUUGUCACCAUAUGAAAGGAAGAGACUAAAGAACAUAUCAGAAAAUGCAAACUUUUUUGCAUCUCUUCAGUUGUCUGAGUCAGCUGCAAGACUCCGGGAAAUAAUAAAUAAGAGACAACCUUCUGAAUCCAAGAGGAAGAAGCCUAAGAAGAGAGAAAAUGAGACUGGCUGUAGAAGGUCAAUGCGAUUAUUAAGAGUAGAUCCUUCAGGAGUUCCAUUACCAGAAACGCCAACCCAGCCCACAUUAGAAGCAGAUGAAAAUCCUUUGUUACCUCCUGGGCCGUUAGAAAUGAUUCCUGACAAUCAAGAUGCCAAUGAAGUGUUUAAAGGAUUUCUACAGACAUGGUCAGAAAUGAGCAAGACAAGUAGGAACAAUGCAGUGAAGGAAUUAUCUAGCCUUAAAAGCUAUAAAAACAACUUAUGUGGUAUGGUGAUUAGUCAAGAUACUGUUUGUAAAGUUACCAGUGGCUCAGUAUUUUCUAUAGCUCUCCAUCCAUCAGAAACUAGAACUUUGGUGGCAGCUGGAGCCAAAUCUGGGCAAAUUGGAUUUUGGGAUUUGACCCAGCAUCCUAAAGAAGAUGGAGUUUAUAUUUUUCGUCCCCACAGUCAGCCAGUUAGCUGUCUUUACUUUUCACCCACCAAUCCAGCCCACAUCCUGUCAUUGAGCUAUGAUGGCACAUUACGUUGUGGAGAUUUUUCCAGAGCUAUUUUUGAAGAGGUAUAUAGAAAUGAAAGCACAUCCCUUUCUUCCUUUGACUUCUUGGCAGAAGAUGCCUCCACUUUAGUAGUAGGACACUGGGAUGGAAGUAUGUCACUUGUGGAUACACGGACACCUGGAACUUCUCAUGAGAAACUUACCAAGUGCUCUAUGGAAAAAAUAAGAACUAUUCAUGUUCAUCCUGUGCAUAGACAGUAUUUUAUUACUGCAGGAUUAAGGGAUGUUCAUAUUUAUGAUGCAAGAAACCUGAGUCCCAGGGCAAGACAGCCUUUGAUUUCUUUGACUCAACAUACAAAGAGCAUUGCUUCUGCUUAUUUUUCACCUGUAACUGGUAACAGAGUGGUAACCACAUGUGCUGAUUGUAAUCUGAGAAUCUUUGACAGCAGCUGUGUAUCCUCUCGUCUUCCUCUCCUCACCACAAUUAGGCAUAACACCAAUACAGGGCGCUGGCUGACCAGAUUCCGAGCUGUGUGGGACCCUAAACAAGAAGACUGUGUCAUAGUUGGCAGCAUGGCCUAUCCCCGGAGAGUGGAGAUCUUCCAGGAGACAGGAAAGUGCCUGCACUCUUUCCUUGAUGGAGAGUAUCUUGCUUCUGUGUGUUCUAUCAAUGCCAUGCAUCCAACUCGGUAUAUAUUGGCUGGGGGUAAUUCCAGUGGGAAGGUACAUGUUUUUAUGAAUUAA